GGAAAGAAAAAGUGACCGGAAUAUGGUUGAACCGGCUGAAAAUGCUCCUUCCUUCAGUGCAGACGGAAUUGAUAAAUCUCGACUUGCUCUUUCCUUGUUAGAAGUUCCGACAUUCAUACACAGAAUAAACUUGAUUCAUCUUCUCUUGCUUUUAAGUAUUUGCAUCCUAGAUCAGUCUCUCUAAGAGAUUGAUUUAACCCUACGUCCCCCGCUAGAAGACCUUGAAAGACAUGGACUUCAUAGGAUUUCCAAAACAAAAAUAUGCAACCGACAAGCCAUUUAUUUACACAAUCCUUCCAUCACCCACGUCCAUUCGACUUCUUGAAAUAAAAUCAAAGCUGUGGUGUCGUACCAAAUACUCUUUUCAUGUAGUAGAACUCACCGAAGCUCCGAAAUUUGAUGUUGUAUCCCAUUCGCGGCGAGAUCUUGUUCCACGAAAUCAUAUCAUACUCUGUGAUAACAAGAUAUUGAGAAUCUGCGGAGAUACAAAGAAUGCUAUCAAAGCUGGAAGCGAAGUUGUUUCAAAAACGUAUGGAAAGAUGAAGACACGAUAUGUUUGGAUCGAUUCGAUGUGCAUUAACCCAGAAGAUGCUAUGGACCGAACUGCCCAAGUUUCAAUGAUGCCGGAAAUUCUCAAAAAGGCUCGUAGCGUCAUUAUCGGACUUGGGAAGAGGGAUUCUUUCACUUCUGAUGCAUUGAAAGCCCUGAAAACACUAUCUUCGGUGCCACAUGAUGAAUGGUCAAAUUUAGUGAGCUUGGAUUGGGAGUGCCAGGAUCAAUACUUCCAAAGGCUCAACAUUGUACCUUUGCAACUUCGGUCAUGGCUCAGCCUUAUAGCUUUCUUUAACAGACCGUGGUUUUCGGGUAUCUGGGCUGUACAAGAAGUUACGAUCGGAAAUGAUGUAAUUCUUGCUUGCGGGAAGGAAAUGAUUCCUUGGGAAACAGUUUCGAGGACAUUAUCGUUUUUAACCCAUACUGGAUGGUACACGAAACUUCACACUAGUCAUUUGAUCAAGUUUCCCGGCAAUGAUCUUAAGAGUAGAAGACUUAAAAAGCAUCAAAUACUGAUGAAUUCAGAGGUUGGCUUUAAGAUGGCAGUUAUACAGCUUCAAUCCACUCGAGCAGGGAGUGAAACUAACAAACAACUUCCUUUAUUUCGAUAUCUUCUUCGCGCACAUCGAUAUUGUGAGGUUUCCGAUAAACGAGAUAUUAUUUAUGCGCUACUUGGGUUAUCGAGAAAGGACGGUCUGCCAUUCACAAAGUUCCCAAAUUUUCUUUCAACUAAUUAUGAAAUGGCGGCACAAGAUAUUUAUACUAAUGUGGCUAGAGUCUUGCUCCGAUGCUAUGGCCUAGGAAUAUUAUCUGAUGUUCAGGAUUCAAUAGCGUCUAUUCCAAAUCUACCGACGUGGGUUCCAGACUAUAGCAUCGCGCGAAGACCGUUACCUCUGUCAAUGCGCGGCGACUGUAUCUGGAGUGCCUGCGGUGAUAUGAAGUGGAAUCAAAAUUUCUCAGAAACUGAGACCCACUCCUUGAUAUUGCAAGGUAUGCUGCUUGAUACAGUCUGUGAAAAGGUCAAGCAACAGAAUAGGUCCUUACACCCGAUGGAAUUCUUAGAUGGGAUAUAUGAGGUUGCAGCUCGUCUAGACCCUAUAUACCCACUUUCGAUAGGUGGCAAAUUUCAAUCUUCACGUGAAGCUGUAUGGCGUACUAUUCUAGCAGAUACGUAUCGAAAGGAACAUCCAGCUCCGCAAAAAUGUGAGGAACUCGUAGCACACUAUCAGGAAUGGGUCCGCAACGGAGUACGCAAUGGAUCUCAGGCAACAAAUUCUAUGCAACGACUCAGUAUCACUGAGAGGCAACCGCGAAAAUACGGCAAAGCGGACUUUUCAAGUCUUGAGAAAGAAAUAGAAGCUGCGAAUGAUGCCCGUACUUUAUUCCGAACUCGCAAAGGUUACCUCGGCAUCGGAGCACAAUCUUUACGACCGUCUGAUGAAAUUUGGGUUUUAGCGGGUGCUUCAAUUCCUUUUAUUCUUCGACGAGGUGAAGACGAAUCCCAUGAACUAGUUGGAGAGGUAUAUCUACAUGGGGUUAUGCAUGGAGAAGCUUUGGGAUGGGGACAUGAAAUGAGGAAUGUAUUAUUGAAAUAAGCAUCAGGACAACAAAUCUGUGAUGGGAGAUAUUAUUUUUUCAGACUCAGUCUUGUGAACUUAGAGAAUAUUCGAGUCAAAAUAACUGGGGGCA
Molecule: messenger RNA, 2241 nt
Organism: Botrytis cinerea B05.10
Lineage: Eukaryota; Fungi; Ascomycota; Leotiomycetes; Helotiales; Sclerotiniaceae
Exons: 2
Coding region: 231-2147 (638 amino acids)
Source: RefSeq, a predicted model, not a curated record